UCAUAAUUCUAUUUCCUGUGUUUGGACACCAAGGAGUACACCAAGGUGGUGUGGAUAUGUGAAGUCAAAUGGUAGUGUUUAGGCGAUAUAUAUUCAAAUGAUAAUAAGUCAGGAUGAGGCUUACAAUAGUUCUGCUGAAGGACAGUAGCAAGUAUGUCAAGCGUUACUUAGAGAGAACAAUGCAAGAUACUCUUGGCAGAAAAAAAUGGAAACCUCAUACUGGAUGGGUACCAGUUUCUGGUGAAUAUACAAGUUCAAAGUGGCAUUAUGAUGAAAAUCCUGUGUGGAGUGAGCAAGCAAGAAUGACAUACAAGAAGAAGAAUAAGAUACCACCAUUACAGCCAAUUAAACAAUGGAAUAUAUUUGAAGAUGACUUAGUGGAGAUUCUAGUUGGUGUUGAUAAAGGGAAACAAGGGCAUGUAUCACAAAUUGUCAAGGAAAGGAACUGGUGCUUCGUUCAGGGCUUGCAUCUGGAGUACUCAUACAAGCCUGGAAACACACCAACUGACCCUGGGAAAUGUGAAAGCAAAGAGAAGCCCCUUCUGGUUACAACAGAAGUGGCCUUAGUUGACCCCUCUGAUAGAAAACCUACAGAAUUUGAAUGGCGCUACUCAGAGGACGGAGAAAAGGUGAGAGUGUCGAAACGGACAGGAAGAAUCAUUCCCAUUCCCCAGGAUGUAGAGGAUAAGUUGAAACUUGAAUCUGGUUCCAUAAGUACUUAUAAAAAGGGCAACAGAGAUACAGCAGAAAAAGACGUUCUUGAGGUUACAUUUGAACCCAAACUGGCCACAUUUGAAGAGGAAAUUCUGGAGUCUAUGGGGAUUGAAGAGGAAAAAAAUCCACACCUACCAAAAACGUACUGGUAUUAGAGGAUCAUGUUACAAAUUGGGAGACAAUUCCUUCAAACUGAAGUGGUAUUGGGACUGUGUUGUACAUUGGUAGAAACUAUUACCAGAUUGCCUACCCACCAGCACCAAUAGAUAUCAGAUUGCUUUGAAUGUAUAUGGUUGAAUAGACUUGGGUAAGGUUACUAAUACAGAGUACAAUAUAGAAAUAUUGGUAUUUAUAGAAACAUCUAUCUUCCAAAACUCUCUGUUUAUCAUUUCUGUAUGGAAUGAGACAGAUACUCAUGCUUAGAGUUCAUGGGAUCAUGAGGUAUGAUGAAAUUACAGUAUAAACAGUCCUUCCCAAGAUUUCAAUUCUUGUUCAUUUCAAAUUCAUGCAAAUUUUAGGGAAAGAUUUCUGUUUAUUGUACAGUGAUAAUCGGUUGGGGGUGUACUGUAAGUGUGAUAGUGCUGAUGUGUGUAUACAUGUGUAAAAAUAAUAGAAAAUAAAAUAUUUAAAUUUUAAA
Pecten maximus is the source of this 1351-nucleotide messenger RNA. RefSeq names its product probable 39S ribosomal protein L24, mitochondrial. The coding region runs from base 114 to 869 and encodes 251 amino acids. NCBI's taxonomy places the organism in Eukaryota, Metazoa, Mollusca, Bivalvia, Pectinida, Pectinidae. The record is from RefSeq and is a predicted model, not a curated record. Gene Ontology annotation, cellular component: mitochondrion; ribosome. Gene Ontology annotation, molecular function: RNA binding; structural constituent of ribosome. Gene Ontology annotation, biological process: translation. The transcript is spliced from 6 exons.